UCUGGUUACAGGAAAGGAAGUAGGAAAAAUUAUUAGUAAGAGGGAUGUGGAUGGGCUAUCUGAUAUGGUCAAUGGUCUGGAUGUACAUGCUAUGUUGAGUUUGUGGCCAGCCCAUACUGAUAUCCUUGUGUGCUCCUCGUCUUCUCUCUCUUGUUCUGCAGGUCUGACUUUACGAAGACAGCCAUGCCGAAGGGCGGGAGGAACAAACAACUGCGGGAGGAGCCUCAGGGAGGUUCAGGGGGAGGAGAGCCGUCACGACCAUACCAGCGAGCCAGCACUCCAAUUUAUGACGAUGGUAGUUCGGAUAUGUUCAUUGAGCGGUUCACACAGUAUGCAGCGGAAAGGGGGUGGUCUACAGAGACGAUGAUCCAGCAUCUAAGAGGUACAAGAGAGAUGACGGCGAGGAUUGAGGAGUUGCGGACGAGGGGAGGCGACUGGCCGGAGAUACAGAUGACCCUACAGAUGCUACAACCAUCACCAGUGGGACCUGACGGGUUACCCAUUCGUAUGACGGCAGACAAUCUGGAUGAGUUUUUCCUAGCUUACGAGGAGUAUUGCAGGACUGUGGGCGUCAUGAAAGAAGAGUACAUGAGGAUGGUUCCACAAUGGGCAAUACCUGGGCUACAGAGGGACAUUGCACAGAUAGGGCGCACAUCGCGAGAUUGGGAAGAUUGCAAGGCCCGGAUUAGGAGUGUAUGUGGGUUGUUUCAAUACGAUUCUCCAAGGCCGCGAGUUGAGAGGAGGAGGAGGAGUGAUAGAGUACGAGGCACAGAGAGGGGACGAGCUGGCUCUUGCCGACGCAGAGAGGUCAUCGAUUUGGGAGGCGAUAGUCCACCUUCGUCACCCAUUCUGGAGACGGAACACGAGGCGGGGCCAGAGGUGAGAGUUGCUCCUGAGCCAGAGCCCGAAAUGAGGCCCGUUGUGGAGGCUAUCCUCGAGUUGGGAGGCCGUCAAAGGGCAAAGACAUUGGAGAAAGCCCAACCCAUUGUGGAUUUGCAGGAGUUGGAGGCCUAUUUGGAGCCAUCACAGUGGCCGUUGUCACGGGCCGUUCCUUCCCCUGCAUCAGGCGCUGCUCCUAGCAGUGUGGAGGGUCAGGAGCAAAGACUUGUGCCCAAAUCCGAGGAGGCACGAGAUCCAGCGAUUAAGGGUGAGGAAGUUUGGCAGACAGAGGCAAGUAGGGUGAUUGACGCACAUUUUGUGGUUGAGGUUGGAACGACGGCGGACGUUGUUGAAACACCAUCAGCAGAUCCGCCCAGGGCGGGGGCUCGCAUUGAGCCAAUGGUACAUGAGGAGGCCGCAGGACGAGCCGCUCAUCCGACAAGAGAGAAUCCAGAGGAACAUCAGGCCAGGGUAACGACGAGACUUGAGGAGUUGGAAAGAGAGAGAGACAAACAGGAGGCAACUGGGAUACUACCGAACCCACCGGUAGAUAAAGGGCCACAAGAGAGAGGAGUGGAUGCGAUUUGGGCUGGAUGGCAGAGGCAGAGGGACGCAGAUCGUCAGGAACCCCAGGACUCUGAGUCCACAAAUGCGAGGCUGGAUCGUCAGAAUACGUUGUUGGAUUCUGCCUUUACAGCAGCGAGGGGAGCAGAUCGGGGUUUGGACGACCAGACACGUUGGCUCGCGACGACCUCCUUCGACAGAUACUCGAUGUUGAGUGCUGAGUUGGUGGCGGAGAAGCUAGAGGUGGAGGAUCUGGCCAGACGAUUGGAGAAGGCAGAGGUAGAGAACAAGGAACAAAAGGCGGCUUCUCAAGCAAAAAAAGUCGAGUGGGAGAGAAGACUUCGAGAGGUGGAGGCUAGGAUGGAGAGAUUCCAAUCAACCACAGUGGUAGACCGGACUGAGUAGAGCAGAUAUGGCAUCCAGGGUCAGGCGGUGCAGAGUCUCUUUGCACAACAAGAGGAGAUGGCGUCAUCCCAACAACAAGGUUUGGGCAGAGUGAUUAUGGAUCCGGAUAAGGCUCGGGUGCAGAGGGGAGUUUAGAGUUCAGAGCCCCCACGGAGCUAGCUUCUCAGAGGCUGACGCGUACGAUGCAAGAACUCGCCAUUGAGGAACUGGCUCGUUCUUCUAUGUCGGAGCCGGCUGAGAAACCUGAACAAGGAACAAAAGGCGGCUGCUCAA
Molecule: messenger RNA, 2121 nt
Organism: Chara braunii
Lineage: Eukaryota; Viridiplantae; Streptophyta; Charophyceae; Charales; Characeae
Source: the annotation of a GenBank genome assembly